This is a messenger RNA of Cuscuta campestris, 1989 nucleotides long. Lineage: Eukaryota; Viridiplantae; Streptophyta; Magnoliopsida; Solanales; Convolvulaceae. The record is from the annotation of a GenBank genome assembly.
CUCGGCGGCGGAGCUCUUCAAUCCCGAUCGGCAACGUCAAGCCAUCGGAAAAUCUGCCAUGGAAAUGGCCCUCUCGAAGUGCCUCAGACCAUUGUUACCCUUCCUUCGUUCGCAGAAACACAUCCCAUUGCACAGCCUCAAACUGUUCGCCACCGCCGGACGCGGCAGCGUUUUGCCUCCUCCCACCACAACCAGGGUUAGGAUCCGGUGCUUCUUCAGUUCUUCACCGGAGCACGCGUUAAGCAUCGAUUGCAUCAAAAAAUACGGAGCUAAAGCUGGAGAUCAGGCGUCGAGCCACCAAUUGUGGCUGUACAAUACAAUGAGCAGAGAGAAGGAGAUUUUCAAGCCCAAAGUUCCAGGAAAAGUCGGAAUGUAUGUUUGUGGUGUCACGGCCUAUGACCUUAGCCACAUUGGCCAUGCCCGUGCUUACGUCUGCUUCGACAUUCUCUACAGGCAGAUACCUUAAACAUUUGGGAUACGAAGUCAAUUAUGUACGCAAUUUCACCGAUGUUGAUGACAAGAUUAUUGCAAGAGCAAAUGAGUUGGGGGAGGAUCCAAUCGGUUUAAGCAAGCGUUACUGUGAAGAGUUUCUUCUUGACAUGACACAUCUUAAUUGUCUUCCUCCUUCAGUGGAGCCACGCGUCUCUGAUCACAUGCCCAAAAUAGUUGAUAUGAUACAGCAGAUUCUUGAUAAUGGAUGUGCUUACAGAAUCAAUGGUGAUGUCUACUUUUCUGUCGAUAAAUUUCCAGAAUAUGGAAAAUUAUCCGGAAGAAAAUUGGAAGAUAACAGACCAGGUGAGCGAGUGGCAGUGGAUACGAGGAAGAAAAAUCCUGCAGAUUUUGCUUUGUGGAAAUCUGCAAAGGAGGGAGAGCCUUUUUGGGAGAGUCCGUGGGGUCCAGGAAGACCUGGAUGGCAUAUUGAAUGCAGUGCCAUGAGUGCUACAUAUUUAGGGUAUUCUUUUGACAUACAUGGCGGCGGGAUUGAUCUUAUAUUUCCCCACCAUGAAAAUGAAAUUGCCCAGAGUUGUGCCGCAUGCAACAAAAGCAAUAUUGGUUAUUGGAUACACAAUGGAUUUGUCAACAUUGAUUCAGAGAAAAUGUCAAAAUCACUUGGAAACUUUGUCACAAUUCGGCAGGUUAUUGAUACCUAUCAUCCACUUACAUUAAGGCUUUUCUUAAUGGGGACACAUUACAGAUCUCCAAUCAAUUACACAAUUGCACAGCUUGAGAGUGCAUCUGAUCGUGUUUUCUACAUCUAUCAGACGUUAUAUGAUUGUGAAAUUGCUCUCGCCCAGCAUGGAUCAAGUUUGAAGGGUUCCGUCCCUUCAAUAACUGCUGGGUGCAUUGAUAAGUUCUGUGAUGAGUUCCUGACUUCAAUAUCUGAUGAUCUUCAUACCCCUGUUGCUUUGGCUGCAAUGUCAGACCCAUUGAAGAUGAUAAAUGAUCUAGUGCACACUUGUGAGGGUAAGAAGCAAGAACUGCGAAUAGAGUCUCUUGUUGCUUUAGAGAAGGUGAUAAGGACUGCUCUGACAAUUUUGGGGCUCAUGCCAAGUUGUUACUAUGAGGUUCUGCAGCAGCUGCGAGAUAAAGCACUGUCGCGUGCGAAUAUGACCGAAGAUGAAGUUCUGCAUAAAAUAAAAGAGAGGACGUCUGCGAGGAAGAAGAAAGAGUAUGAAAGAUCUGAUGCAAUUCGAAAAGAAUUGGCAGCUGUUGGCAUUGCUUUGAUGGAUAGCCCAGAAGGCACAACUUGGAGACCAGCUAUCCCUCUGGCUUUUCUGGAUUCUCUAUAGAUCUCUCUCUCUCUCUCUCUCUCUAAGUUUAUAGGAAAGAAAAUGAACUGUUUGCAAUUUAUGUAUGCAAAAACAUUGAUACAAGAUAGACCUUUAAAGUUUAUUUAUUUGAUUCUAAGGAUUAUUUUUGCCUUAUUUUUAAGUAGAAUUUGAAGUCUCGAAUCUUUUUUAAUACUGUAAUUAAAACUUUGUUCUUUUC